Molecule: messenger RNA, 3659 nt
Organism: Gopherus evgoodei (Goodes thornscrub tortoise)
Lineage: Eukaryota; Metazoa; Chordata; Testudines; Testudinidae
Gene: PRDM15
Product: PR/SET domain 15
Exons: 24
Coding region: 91-3504 (1137 amino acids)
Biological process (GO): regulation of transcription by RNA polymerase II; cell fate commitment
Cellular component (GO): cytoplasm; nucleus
Molecular function (GO): DNA-binding transcription factor activity; RNA polymerase II cis-regulatory region sequence-specific DNA binding; histone deacetylase binding
Source: RefSeq, a predicted model, not a curated record
GCUUCCGGUGACGCGUGGUUUCCGGAGCGGAUCGGAACCUGGAGUCCGGAUUCGAUCCGGGUCGGAACAUUCCAAAAGCAGGUUUCAGAAAUGGCAGAGGAUGGCAGUGAUGAGACCAUGUUUAUUUGGUGCGAGGAUUGUGGUCAGUACCAUGAUUCGGAGUGUCCUGAGCUGGGCCCAGUAGUGACAGUCAAAGACUCCUUUGUGUUGAGCAGGGCAAGGUCAUCCCUUCCUUCCAAUCUGGAGAUCAGACAACUAGAAGAUGGGACUGAAGGAGUAUUUGCAGUGAUGCAGCUUGUCAAACGUACCCAGUUUGGUCCAUUUGAAUCCAAGAGAGUUGCCAAACUGGAAAAGGAGUCAGCAUUUCCACUGAAGGUUUUCCAGAAGGACGGGCCCCUGGUUUAUUUUGAUACCUCUAACGAAGAUGACUGCAAUUGGAUGAUGAUGGUGAGAGCAGCCACUGAAUAUGAACAUCAAAACCUGACUGCCUUCCAGCAUGACAAUGAUAUUUACUUCACCACCUCCCGGGACAUCCCACCAGGAACUGAGCUGCGAGUGUGGUAUGCAGCUUUUUACGCCAAAAAGAUGGAAAAGCCAGUGCUGAAGCAGGUCACUAGUAUUGCCAAUGUGAGCGCUCCAGAGAGUAGUGGGCCCCUUGAAGCGGAGUCCAGUCAGUGGACGUGUAAAGUGUGUUCAUCUGUUUUCCCGGAACCUCAGCUACUGACAGAACAUCUGUUGAGUCACCUGGAACAAGCCAAAGGAGUCCCCCAGACAAGCCAAAAUGAUGCAACUCCAGAGAAGCCUGCAGAGGCUCCCAUUGCUGAUCAGCCUGUAACUGGCGAAGGUGCUGGUGCCAAUGUAGACUCCAGGAGGACUCCACGAAGGGGAAGAAAGCCCAAAGCAGCAAAAGCAGAAACACCUCUUGUCAUCGCUGAAGAUAAAGACCCAGCAGUGGAUCGAGUAGCUGAAAUUAUAACAGAGAUCCCCCCUGAUGAGGCAGCCCUUCCCUCUGCAGCGGAAGAGAGGAUUAUGGAACUGGUUUUAGGAAAGCUGCCAAGCACCACAAACAACAUCAGUUCAGUAACAAAUAGGUUUGCUCAUCACCAAAACACAAUGUCCCUCAAAAGAAGUUUAAUUCUCUCCAGUAGACAUGGAAUACGUCGAAAGCUGAUAAAGCAACUUGGGGAACACAAACGGGUAUAUCAGUGCAACAUCUGCAGUAAGAUCUUCCAGAACAGCAGCAACCUCAGCAGGCACAUCCGGUCUCAUGGUGACAAACUGUUUAAAUGUGAGGAAUGUGCAAAGCUCUUCAGCCGUAAAGAGAGCUUGAAGCAGCAUGUUUCAUAUAAACACAGCAGGAAUGAGGUCGACAGUGACUACAGGUACAAGUGUGCUACAUGUGAAAAGGCCUUUCGGAUAGAAAGUGCAUUGGAAUUCCACAAUUGCAGAACAGAUGACAAGACAUUCCAGUGUGAGAUGUGUUUCAGGUUCUUUUCCACGAAUAGUAACCUCUCAAAACACAAAAAGAAACAUGGGGAUAAGAAAUUUGCAUGUGAAAUCUGCAAUAAAAUGUUCUACCGGAAGGACGUCAUGUUGGAUCAUCAAAGGAGACACUUGGAAGGGGUGAGGCGUGUGAAAAGAGAAGACUUUGAGCACAGCACGGAGAACAUGGUGCGCUACAAGAAGGAACCCUCGGGAUGCCCUGUGUGUGGGAAGGUAUUUUCAUGCAGAAGCAAUAUGAACAAACACCUCCUGACACACGGAGACAAGAAAUACACCUGUGAAAUCUGUGGACGUAAAUUUUUCAGAGUGGAUGUUCUUAGAGAUCAUAUUCACGUCCAUUUUAAGGACAUUGCACUAAUGGAUGACCACCAGAGGGAAGAAUUCAUUGGUAAAAUUGGAAUCUCAUCAGAGGAAAACGAUGACAACUCUGAUGAAAGUGCAGAUUCUGAGCCUCACAAGUAUAGCUGCAAAAGGUGCCAGUUAACCUUUGGCAGAGGGAAGGAGUACCUAAAACACAUAAUGGAGGUUCACAAGGAGAAAGGCUAUGGCUGUAGCAUCUGUAAUCGACGAUUCGCCUUGAAGGCAACUUACCAUGCUCACAUGGUCAUUCACCGGGAGAAUCUGCCUGAUCCAAAUGUGCAGAAAUAUAUCCACCCAUGUGAUAUUUGUGGAAGGAUUUUUAACAGCAUCGGGAAUUUGGAACGACAUAAGCUUAUACACACAGGUGUAAAAAGUCAUGCGUGUGAGCAGUGUGGAAAGUCAUUUGCCAGAAAGGACAUGUUAAAAGAGCACAUGAGAGUCCACGAUAACAUCCGAGAAUACCUGUGUGCGGAAUGUGGUAAAGGAAUGAAGACAAAACAUGCUCUGCGUCACCACAUGAAACUCCACAAAGGGAUCAAGGAAUAUGAAUGCAAGGAAUGCCAUCGUAAAUUCGCACAGAAGGUCAACAUGCUGAAGCACUACAAAAGGCACACAGGGAUCAAAGAUUUUAUGUGUGAGCUCUGUGGGAAGACAUUUAGUGAGAGAAACACAAUGGAGACCCAUAAACUGAUUCAUACAGUGGGGAAACAGUGGACGUGUUCAGUCUGUGAUAAAAAGUACGUCACCGAUUACAUGCUUCAGAAGCACAUCCAGCUAACUCACGAUAAGGUAGAAGCUCAGAGUUGUCAGCUCUGUGGAACAAAAGUUUCUACCAGAGCUUCAAUGAGUCGACACAUGAGGCGCAAACAUCCAGAGGUUCUUUCAGUUAGAAUUGAUGAUUUAGAGCAGCUCCCAGAAGCUACCACCAUUGAUGCCUCCUCUAUUGGGAUUGUUCAGCCUGAGUUAACCCUGGAACAGGGAGAGUUACCCGAAGGCAAGCAUAUGAAAACUAAACGUGGCCAUAAGCGAAAGCAGAAGCCGGGUGAAGAGGAGGAAGUACAAGUGCCUGAGGAUCCUGCCUUCAGUGAAUACACAGAGAAAGAAGCUGAAUUCACAGGGAAUGUGGGAGAUGAAACCAAUUCAGCUGUACAGAGUAUUCAGCAGGUGGUGGUGACCCUUGGCGACCCAAACGUCACGGCCCCUUCUAGUUCUGUUGGGUUGACAAAUAUUACCGUCACCCCGAUUACCACGGCAGCUGGAACCCAAUUUACAAACCUCCAGCCAGUGGCUGUGGGCCACCUCACUGCUCCUGAACGCCAGUUACAACUCGACAAUUCAAUCCUUACUGUGACGUUUGAUACUGUCAGUGGUUCUGCCAUGCUGCACAAUCGCCAAAACGAUAUUCAGAUACAGCCACAGCCAGAGGCAGCCAAUCCUCAGUCUGUGGCCCAUUUUAUAAACCUGACAACCCUGGUGAACUCCAUUGCUCCUCUAGGGAACCAGAUCACAGAGCAACAUCCAUUGACAUGGAGGGCAGUGCCUCAGACUGAUGUCCUGCCGCCCCAGUCGCAGCAAACACAACAGCAGUCAGGACAGCAGCAAGUUCAAACAGAGCAGCAACAGCAGAUGUACAGCUACUGAUUUAUACUUGAAAAGUCUUGAAAUGGACUGGACUAUGAGACAAUUUUUAAAAAAAAGUGGAAAACUAUAAGUGAAUUGUUUGCUGGAUACCAAACAGAGAUGGAAAAAUGUUUAUACAAUGAAAUGUAAACUAAAAUUGGCAUAGCACCCUGCAA